AUGGAUCACAUCUGGCUCUGUGUUUUACCAUUAUUGAGUAUCCUCAUCUACUGUGGUCACUCUCAAGACAGACCUGUUGCUGUUCUGACCCUCCAACCCAACUGGACCCAGAUAUUCAGAGGAGAGACUGUCACUCUCAGAUGUGACAUACAGGGGGGAGGAGACACUGACUGGGAGUACAAUUGGAACAUUAAUCAUAACAAAUCUGAAUACAGAAUCAGUCCUGUCGACACAUCUCAUACUGGGUCAUAUACCUGUCAAGGGGUAAAAGGAAAGAGGUCCUCCAAAUUCAGUAAUGAUUUAAAACUGCACAUAUCUACAGAUCGACCCAAGGCUGUCCUGAGUAUCUCUCCUCAGUGGAUGAACUCUGGAGACUCAGUGACUCUGAACUGUGAAGUUAAAGAGUCGUCUACAGGCUGGAGGUUCUCCUGGUACAAGACUGUUCCCUACAGAGCUGGGUUACCCUCUCUAUUGGACAAGCCCUACUCUGUAGAGCCCCUAUCUGGAUAUGGGACUACUGAAGAGUCUUACACUCGGAGUCCUGCUGGUCCUACUGACACAGGAGGAUAUGUGUGUAAAGCUGGGAGAGGAGACCCAGUCUAUUACACAGACUACAGUGAACCUCAGUUUCUCUGGUCAGGAGAUCUGCAGUCUUCAGUGUCUCUCAGAAUAAGUCCCAACAGAACUCAACACUUUACAUCAAAGUCUCUCUCACUGAUCUGUGAUAUGAAGGGGAACUCUACUGGAUGGAGACUGAUGAGAUACACAGAGACAGGAGUGGAGUCAGGGUGUUCCCCUAACUGGGGAUCAAUAACAGGGUCCACAUGUACCAUCACCUCCACAGACACAGGGGACAGUGGAGUGUACUGGUGUGAGUCUGGAUCAGGACAGUACAGUAAUGCUGUCAACAUCACAGUGUCUGUUAUAUCUCCUGGUUCCUCUAAACCAGACCUAGUGGGAGUUGUGGGUCUAGUUGUUGCUGCUGUUCUACUGACCAUCUUCCUGGUCCUGUUGAGUCUAUAUAAACACAACAAAGGUUCCUCUUCCAAAAAUUGUUUCUGGCCCAUCCAUCCCCAGAGCACCAACCAGGACCCCCAACAGGACCAAGGAUCUACCCAGGUUCAGUCUCCUGAUGCUGUGUAUACAGAUUCUGCUGGUGUUUCUGCUGCUGAUGGGUUCAGUGAUGUGACAUACGCCCUUAUUCAACUCAAAAAGCCAGGCCAAAUGAAAAAAGAACAGUCAGCCGAUCCAAAAGAAAACUCAGUCUACUCUGUGGUGAACAUAGUGAAAGUCACUGCAUCUGGACCCAUUGAUGUGACCAAUGCUCAGAUUGUCCAUAAAAAGGUCAAAGCCAAUAAAGCUUCAUCGAUCGUCGUCGCUGGUCUUCUAGCUGCCACCGUCCCAGUUCCUGACUGCACACGAACACAGCCCUGGACAAUCAUUACACACACCUGAUUCCACUUCCAUCAUGUCUAUUUAACUUCCUCGUUCCUCAGCUUCCCUGUCCAGUAUUGUUUAGUGUCAGUGUGUUUCAGUGUUUUGUAACCUUUUGUUUUGCAGCAUUGUAUUGUGUGUUUGGCCCAUAUAAGUGCUCUGUGCCUUUAUUAAAACGCUUGGCACUUUCCUCCUCUGCGCCAGGUUCUUGCGAACCCACACCA
Messenger RNA from Esox lucius (northern pike), 1658 nucleotides. RefSeq names its product high affinity immunoglobulin gamma Fc receptor I-like. Gene Ontology annotation, molecular function: transmembrane signaling receptor activity. The record is from RefSeq and is a predicted model, not a curated record. Lineage: Eukaryota; Metazoa; Chordata; Actinopteri; Esociformes; Esocidae. The transcript has 12 exons. Gene Ontology annotation, biological process: cell surface receptor signaling pathway. Bases 1 to 1455 code for a protein of 484 amino acids.